ACUCACUGCAUGUUAUUCGUUUCAGAUCAUCUUUUUCUAAGGGUGCCAAUAAUUGUGUAAUGGAUAUGAGCUGAUAUUAACUGUCAGUCUGUGAGUAACAGAGAGACUCUGAUAGACAGAAAUUUCUGGCUUCAGUCAAGAAACGAGGACGUGACGAAAUCGCGGGGCGGGGCUUGCGUACUCUGACCACGCCCACCUUUGUUCUUUUUAAUAACAGUAUAGGUGCGUGUUUAAUCUGCUAGGUGACGGGCUAGGAAGUGAGAAGAAGCGGCAGAUCCGUGCUCCUGAAAGCGCCUCGGUGACAAUGGGAAAGAUCGAGUGGGCGAUGUGGGCUAAUGAACAAGCCCUGGCGGCUGGACUCAUUUACCUCGCCGGUGGCAUUGUAGGAGUGGCAGGGCAGUUCAGAGACUGGCAGUUCGCUGCUUAUGGGAUAGCUGCGGGUGUGUUCGUGUGUGUGCUGGAGUACCCACGCAGCAGGAGAGCCAAAGGAACCAGUGUUGCGAGAACUGGUCAAUAUUGCUUCACCAUGUGUGUAAAGGCAUUUGGGCCCUUGACUAGAAAUUAUUAUGUUAGAGCGAUACUUCAUGCACUGCUCAGUGUCCCUGGAGGUUUCAUGCUGGCUACAGUUUUAGGCUGUGUAUGUCUUGGAAUAGCCAGCCUCAUCUAUCUGUCAGCUGCCAUUCACGGCGAGCACUGGGAACCCAUUUUGCCGAAGGCAGAACCCGUCAAACGCAUCGCUCCUAGCAUCAAGCAGCCGCCUCAGAACCCCCCGCCGCGCCCUCCUCCUGAGAUGCGCAGGAAGAGAACAGAUGACCUCGAGGCUGCAUCGUACGUCAAUCCCAUAUCUGUUACUGCCGACGAACAAUGAAUGGCCAAAUCGCUCCAUCGUAAGGAAUCUAAUUCAGCUGCCACAGUGGGAGAGGACUGAGUACCUGCUGUACAAACGAGACGGGAGUGCAUACCUGCUGAACUGCAGAAUUAUUCUGUUCAUGACGAUGAAUGAUGUUUAAAGAGAUGUGUUUGGUUCAGUUUGCAGUUUUAAUGGCAUGUUACUGUUUAUUUCAUGAGAGUGUUUGUGAGAUAUUUUACAAGAAGGUGGUCGCUCACUGAUUAUUCUGCUUCUAUUGCACUGUGGAGAAGAUUUAUACAGAAGAUUUGUACAGUUGAGUGCAAAAGUUUGCACACCCUUACAUCAAAACCUUACAUGAAACCAGCAAGAGAUGUAAUGCAAGUUAGGGUUUUACAGAUGUUCCCUUAAUAUCCCAAGUAACAAAAUUAGCCAACAGUGUAUGACAAGAUACUCGUAGUGAAACAAAUGAAAUAAUAUUUCUGAAUCCUGACUUUCAUUCCACUUGCCUCUUAGGAUUUUAUCGUCCACUCUGUGGUCAUGUCGUUGUCACAGCAAACUGCUCCAGAGUUUGAGCCUGUUUGAACUUUUAAUGCCUUAAGUAUGAAUUGUUGACACUUUAAUGAGGCAAAAUUAAAUAAAUUAACUAAAGUUUGUGAACAGGAAUGCAAACUUUUGAGAUUUCUAAUAGAGAUGACAGCACAUUAGACUCAUUUGCUAUGAUAUUAAGAUGCAACAUUUUGGAAAACAUUGAAUUCUGUUUCUGUUUUUGUUGGUAACUGUAAUAAAGGUGUAUUUUUUCUUUUUUUCUUCUAUCCAGAAACCAAGGAGGUACAAAUAUUUGCACUCAGUUGUACAUUGUAUAUUUAAGUAUUACUGUUCACUGGAAAAUGCCAGUGUACACAUGUCAUACUGGAUGAUUUUUCCUGCUCAAACACACCAGAAUAGUUAAUAUCCGCAUUCAUUUAGAAGGUGUGUAUGAAGAGUAAAAUCACCAAAAGGCUGAACUCGGGACCUCUGACUUCAAAGAAAUGAAGGCAAAAGUUACUUCUGAUUAAUAAUCUGAUAUGUGCUUGCUCAUAUGUAAUCAAUCUGUCAGUGUAUUUAUAUUAUCACAAAGUAUUUUAUAUUUUAAUAUCUACUCUGUACUAAAGAACAAAUUGCAAGUGUAAUGAAAAGUCUGAUAACCUGAUUUAUCUGUAACAAUAAAUCUGUUUUUAUUUGAACUUUGUUACAACCCUGUCUUCACUGAUAAUAAAUAUUUAAUGCUUAUAA
Messenger RNA from Pangasianodon hypophthalmus (striped catfish), 2122 nucleotides. It is a transcript of the gene cyba, whose product is annotated as cytochrome b-245 light chain. The coding region runs from base 305 to 868 and encodes 187 amino acids. NCBI's taxonomy places the organism in Eukaryota, Metazoa, Chordata, Actinopteri, Siluriformes, Pangasiidae. The transcript has 6 exons. Gene Ontology annotation, molecular function: heme binding. The record is from RefSeq and is a predicted model, not a curated record. Gene Ontology annotation, biological process: superoxide anion generation. Gene Ontology annotation, cellular component: NADPH oxidase complex.